UUUACAGACCCCAAAUGCUGCAACAAAACUCAUCACCCUUUUCUUCAUCAUCAUCAUGCGAAUCUCUCCGAGAACCACCGCUCGAUCGCCGAGUUACAUUCUCCCCUCCGUCAUCGGCUUGUGCUGUCUCUCCCUCCUCUUCAUGCUCUACAAGGUGAACGAUUUCGCCACUCAGACCAGGACAGUCGCCGGCCACAACCUAAAGCCGACGCCGUGGCACCUGUUCAAGCCCAAGACCUUCAACCACGACGCGCUCCCCAGCCGGGCAUACAAGCUCCUCCAGUGCUCCUACCUCGCCUGCCGCUACAGAAACCAAGGCAACGACACGAAACAAGAAGAAGAGCAUCGACGUUCUGCUACUUCCGUUGCCAAAGCCCCGAAAUGCCCGGAGUUUUUCCGGUGGAUUCACCAGGAUCUGGAGCCGUGGGCCAAGACCAAGAUUUCUAAGGCUCAUGUUGAGGAGGCAAAGAGAUACGCUGCUUUCCGAGUGGUGAUUUCACGAGGGAAGUUGUAUGUGGACUUGUACUACGCUUGUGUGCAGAGCCGGGCUAUGUUUACGAUUUGGGGGUUGUUGCAGAUGCUUAAGAGGUACCCUGGGAGGGUUCCUGAUGUGGAUUUUAUGUUUGAUUGCAUGGACAAGCCUAGCAUUAAGAAGACAGAGCAUGUCGCAAAGCCUUUGCCGCUGCUCCGGUAUUGCACCAAUGACGACCACUUUGAUAUCCCAUUUCCUGAUUGGUCUUUCUGGGGAUGGCCAGAAACAAAUAUAGAGCCGUGGACUGAGGAGUUCCAGGCUAUCAAACUGGGUGGUCAGGAAACGACUUGGAGAAAGAAGGAGCUUCUGGCAUAUUGGAAAGGAAAUCCAGAUGUUGGCUCCCGUGUUCGUGAAGAGUUACUCAACUGUAAUGAUUCAAAGACGUAUAGAGCGCAGAUAAUGCGUCAGGAUUGGGAUGAGGAAGCAAAGGCUGGUUUCAAGCAGUCCGAACUAUCUAAGCAGUGCAAUCAUCGGUAUAAGAUCUAUGCUGAAGGCUAUGCUUGGUCUGUAAGUUUGAAAUAUAUCUUAUCAUGCGGUUCUCUGGCAUUAGUAAUAACACCGGAAUAUGAGGAUUUCUUCAGCCGCGGCCUCUUUCCCAAGGUUAACUAUUGGCCCAUCUCUCCUAAUGCAAUAUGUCCUUCCAUAAAAUCUGCUGUUGACUGGGGUCAUGGACACCUAGCUGAGGCUCAGGCAAUAGGAAGAAGAGGGCAGCAGUAUAUGGAAAACCUAAACAUGGAUCGAGUCUAUGAUUACAUGUUUCAUCUCAUCACCGAGUACUCAAAGUUGCAGGACUUCAAGCCAGUCCCUCCACGUAAUGCCAUGGAAGUAUGUGCAGAUUCUGUGCUUUGUCUUGCUGAUGACUCGAAACAGAGGGAAUAUCUUGAAAAGACAAGGGAAAACUCUGUUCCCGCCACCCCAUGCUCUCUCCAGCCUUCUGAUAGUAAUCUCAUCAAGAAAUGGAAGAAGGAAAAGAAAGAUGUAUUUCAGACUGUGGAGGAUAUGAAUCUUGUAAAUGAGAUACCUGGGCCAUUGCCAUAGUUAAAGGUUUUGGACUUUUAGUUUUGUUAGCUGGGGGUUAGUCUUAGAUUGCCCUGAAGUAAUUUUGUAUGUAUGCGUACAACAUAAUACGAAAUUAAGAUACACGUCUGAACAAA
Rosa rugosa (rugosa rose) is the source of this 1686-nucleotide messenger RNA. RefSeq lists its product as uncharacterized. The coding region runs from base 56 to 1570 and encodes 504 amino acids. The transcript has 6 exons. The record is from RefSeq and is a predicted model, not a curated record. Lineage: Eukaryota; Viridiplantae; Streptophyta; Magnoliopsida; Rosales; Rosaceae.